AUGCUCUCAGACAGACCUGACAAGCUGAGGACAGCGCAGAGCAGCGUUGGCAUCGGCGCUGCAGAGGCCGGAUGCGAAGCAAGUCGGCAAGGGAGGGUGACAUCUCUUGCAGGUCUAGCCGCAGCCUUGGGAGAGAUCUGUGGCACACCAUCUGUGCUUGUUCAACACGCGGCCAAGAUUAGGCGGCGCGGCGGAGAGUGGAGGGCCAUGCGUCAAAGUCGUCCGGGCGGCCCGUCGACAGGGUUUACUGAAAAGGCUGAUCUGAGACGGCCUGAGACAGCAGCCGAGCGACUGGAUUCUAGUAGAGUAGAAGUACAUGUAUUCGUCGGCAAAUGCGUGGCCGAGUCGACUGUGACAAACCAAACACCCGUCGUUGGUAUUCAACGAGGCACCACGGCAUUCGACAUCGCUAUGGCUGAGAAGCCGGGCUCGGAGAAGUUGUGGUAUGAAGGAGGCAACUGGAUGCCAAGACAGGAAGCCGAGACAACGACGCUAGAGCGGUACCCUGUCCAAAAACAGGCCUCACUCGCCGCUGUUGCCAGCCUGUUGGGCGCCGGUUCCUGCAGGCCCCAGCAGCCGCCCAUCAGCCACGGCGUCGCACCAUGCAUUCGCAACGCCUUAUCCACUGUGACGUCUGCCAAGUGCGUCCCGGGAGACCGCCAUGUCCGCCUCAAGACCAUCGCAGACCUCAAAGAGUUCCAGUCCUCGCAGCAUGUCUCGGACGUCCAAGUCCGCGGCUGGGUGCGGUCGGUGAGGAAGAGCGCCGGCGUCCGUUUCGUCGACUUGACGGAUGGCUCUUCGAUGCGUCCGAUCCAGGCUGUCGUCGACAAGUCGCUUGCACUAGAGUUUGUCUCCCUCGAACCACUUCGCCUCGGCCAUUCUGCUAACCGCCCACGCCAACACAGCAUUCGACCGGGAUCCGCAGUGCGCCUCCUCGGCACUUGGAAAGAGGGGUCGCAUGUAAAGCAUAAUCAGCCACCGGACGAGCCGCCGGGGGCCGAGCCGGGUGCCCAUGAGCUGCAAGUUCAACAGGUUGACAUCCUCGGCCCCUCCAACCCCCAGACAUAUCCCAUCCAAAAUAAGUACCAAAGCCCCGAGAGCUUGCGGACAAUCUCACACCUCCGAUCCCGCACCCCAUUGAACAGCACCCUUCUGCGCUUCCGUUCAGAUGCUACCGCCCUCCUGACGCAGUUCUUCUUUCGUGAGCAGUUUCAACAAACACACCCACCCAUCAUUACCUCUUCAGACUGCGAGGGCGCUGGUGAGGCCUUCAUGGUACAGGCUCCCGGGAAAAGCCAUUUCUUCAGAGACCCAAAGUAUCUCACAGUAUCAACGCAAUUGCAUCUUGAGUCUUUGGCCCAAGCCCUUGGUAAUGUAUGGACACUGUCUCCCACAUUCAGAGCCGAAAAGAGCGAUACAUCACGCCACCUGAGCGAAUUCCAGAUGCUCGAGGCAGAAAUGAGCUUCGUUGAUAGCAUGGAUGAUGUCAUGAACUUGGCUCAACAGAUGCUCGUGUCACUUGCGAGCGGUCUAAGGGAGCUUCGUGCAGCCGAGGAACUAAAGCAUCACAGAAGAGAUGCCAAAGAACCUGCCGAGAAGCUGGCUUUUGAAGACCUUGAGAGCGUCGAGGUUCUUGACCGUCGUUGGAACGGUAUGAUGACAGAAAAACCUUGGCCAAGGCUCACAUACACCGAUGCCAUCGAGAUGCUGCAGCCCGUAGCAGAGCAGUUCGAGCACAAGCCCAUCUGGGGCGCUGGACUUCAAUCCGAGCAUGAAAAGUUCCUCGCCGAGAAGGUCGGCUACGAUGAGGCGAACGAUGCUUACCUUCCCGUCUUUAUCACACAGUAUCCACGCGAUAUCAAAGCGUUUUACAUGCUGAAAUCGACUGACUCGCCGGCCCAGGGCCAAACUGUUGAUUGCUUUGAUCUCUUGGUACCCGGUCUCGGCGAGCUAGCGGGAGGCUCUAUGCGCGAACAUCGCUUGCCUGAGUUGGAAGAGAGCAUGAGGUUGCACGGAUUGCCCGUACCCAGCGCCCGUCAAUCCGGAAACAACAAUCUCGGCUGGUAUCUGGACCUGCGGCGAUGGGGAUGCCCACCGCACGGCGGCUUUGGACUCGGCUUUGAUCGGCUCCUGAGCUACCUCACUGGCGUAACCAACAUUCGCGACGUGUCAGACUUGCUGCUUCGGUAUGGUGGGUGUCUCGUCGCACCCGAUGACAGUUUGACAGAGCGCUCACAGGGUGCUGUGCUCGUUAGUGCUGCCGUGCUCGGGAAAUGCUUCCGUUACCCUUUCUUUCGGCUACACAAUUCGAGGCUGCUUCACAAGUGA
Cordyceps militaris CM01 is the source of this 2328-nucleotide messenger RNA. Its product is annotated as asparaginyl-tRNA synthetase Slm5, putative. The record is from RefSeq and is a predicted model, not a curated record. Gene Ontology annotation, biological process: asparaginyl-tRNA aminoacylation. Gene Ontology annotation, cellular component: mitochondrion. The coding region runs from base 1 to 2328 and encodes 775 amino acids. The transcript is spliced from 13 exons. NCBI's taxonomy places the organism in Eukaryota, Fungi, Ascomycota, Sordariomycetes, Hypocreales, Cordycipitaceae. Gene Ontology annotation, molecular function: nucleic acid binding; asparagine-tRNA ligase activity; ATP binding.